AUGGGCUACCCUUCUCCAAUCAAACCUGCUAUUCGUAAACUCUCGGACAAUGUUGUCACAGUGUCUUGUCCGUUCUCCAUCUUGAACCGUUUCGAUGUUGGCGCCAGAAUGACGUUAUUCAACUUCGACGGUAACAUUGUGGCCUUUGCUCCCCUUCCAUAUGGAGACUACUUGAAGGAUGCCAUUGAGGUGUUGACAGGCGAUGCCAAUAGCGAUGCUACCAUCACGCAUCUAAUCAUCCCUAACCAUGAGCACAAUCUAGCAGCUAAGUCCUACAAGCCCACCUACCCCAAUGCAAAGGUGAUUGCAGGCUACAACGUCAAGUUGGGCGAAGCAUGUCCUGUUGACUAUAUUCUUUCCGAGGAAUUGGGCAACAAAUUGUUAGGCUCUAGCGAGUUAUCCAUUUUGGGCUUGUCCGAGUCUUGGUUGGACGACUUGAAGAUCAUCUUUUUAGCGCAUAGUAUGAACAAGGAUGUAGUAGUCUUCCACAAGCCUUCGAAGUCGAUCUACCAGGGCGAUGUGUUCUUCAACAUUGGCGCUCGCGACGAAGAUGAAAGCAUCGAGCAGUAUUCAUCAGCCACCGGAUAUCCCGAAAAUCACUAUCCAUUUACCGGAUGGUCGUACUUGUUUAGAUUUUUGAAUCCAUCCAGCACGUUGGGAUCAUGGCUCAAUGGAAAAUUCUGCAAAGCCGGUGACGAGAAGUCAAGGGAAGGUCUUGAAUUGUUGCUGAGCUUGGAUUUUGAUGUGGCUGUGCCAUGCCAUGGAAACAUCAUCACAAAGGAUGCAAAGGAGGUGUUUAGAAAGACACUGGGCUUGUCCAAGUUCGAGUUGAAGAGCUCUCUUUGA
Molecule: messenger RNA, 846 nt
Organism: Sungouiella intermedia
Lineage: Eukaryota; Fungi; Ascomycota; Pichiomycetes; Serinales; Metschnikowiaceae
Source: the annotation of a GenBank genome assembly